UGGUAUGAAAAUGGUAUUCCUUGAAGCCUAAAUAUAAAUUUGACAAAAUUGCAAAAAUGGUCCCUGUGGUUUGCAUUUUUUCAGGAAAAAAGUCCAAACCACGAGUUUUUUGGUUUUGUGGUCCUUUUGGACUGGUGUGUUUGUGAGAAUGGUCCCUAUACUUAACACCCGUUAAAUUCCAUCCGUUAACCCCCUCAUGUGCCUUGCACGUGAGGGUAUUUCUGUCCUUUUACUUAUAGGGACAACACUUCCUUCUACCUUUUAUCCCUCAUUUACAAUCCCAAACACCCGUCAACUCCCCACCUCCCUCCUUCUUCCUUCUGCUCCAUUAAACCUGCAAAAAAAAAAGUCGUUAUCGAAAGAACCUAAUCGAAGCAAAAGGAGACAAGGUCAUACUUUAAAGUCGAAAUGGUGUACGUAAUGUGGCAGAUCAGACCAAAAAAUGAAGUUGUCGACGUAUCAUCCUUAUAUGCGGGUGCACCCACAUGGUUUAGUAUUAAGCUUCAUCAUGGUGGGAAGUUUACUAAGUUACCUGACAUAAAGUAUACUGGAGGUGAAGUGCGUUAUGUUGAUUAUGUGGACAUAGAUGAGUUUUCUGUACAUGAACUUGAUGCCAUAAUGCUUGACCUAGGUUACCCAGACCCACGGAUGAUUGAAUUGAGUGUUGAAUCCCCAGUGAUAUACUACCAUUUCAGGAUACCCAAUGGUGACUUUCAAUUUGGUCUUAGAGCUUUAGGGAAUGAUCAGGAUGUUAUCAAUCUUUCUAAAUUUAUUCAAAAUAACAAGUUGAUUGAAGUGUACACAGAACAUGGGAAGACAAAUCUACUCACAUACUUCAUGUCUCCAAAUGCAAAGGGUAAAGUUGUCAUUGAGGAAUUACCAGAAAAUGAUGAUCAAGGGGCUAAAUAUGAGGCUGAAGUUCAUGUAGAAUCUCCAUUGAGAAAUAUGAACCAUGUCAAUGAUGAACCAAUUGGUGAGUACAUGUCUUUGAUUCUUUUUGGGAGUAAAACUGAUGCAUUCUCUCCAGAGUAUAGAAGGGGUAGAGUUGGGAAUUCAAAAAGAGAGGAAGGUUCUUGUAGCAAGAGGCUUAAUUUAGAGGAUAUUGAUGAUUUAAAAGAGAAGGAAAACACUAAUGAGGGUGUUAAGGAGAUUCAUGAGGCUGCAACUGUUGUUGAAGGAUGCUACAAUCCAUUUACUUCAAAUAUUGCUAAUUAUGAAGGGGAUGUUGAAUCUGAAGAGAGUGAUGAAGAGUAUGAAAAGGAUGAAGGUGAUGAUCAUGAUGGGAAACAAUCAGAAAAUGAAGAUAAAGUGGAUGACAUAAUGGAUGAGGAGAACAAUAUAGAAGAUGUUGAUGUGGACAUGGCAGACUUCUUUGUAAAUGUUGAAAGUGAUGUUGAAGGAGCAUGUAUUAAUGAUGGUCAUGAACCUGAAGAUAUGGAAGUGAUCAACAAUGAGGAGUUCGAAUCAUUGGAUGAAGGAUCAGACCAAGACAGAGAAAGAAGAGCUCUCAUAAGAAAUUUGGGAAAAGAAAAAAGGUGCAACUUUGGGUCAGUACAUAUACAGUCAUUCUCAGUGGGGCAAAAGUUUAAAAGUAAAAAAGAAUUAAAGGAGUUAAUUGAUGUGCACGCACUAGAAACAAGAAGGAAUCUAUUCUUUAAAAAAAAUGACAGUCAAAGGCUUAGGGCACAGUGCAGAGGAGUUGUACCUGUCAUCAAUAAAGGUCAAGUGGGGACUAAACCUACCACUUCAAAAAGCAAGGGCAAAGAAGUAAAGACACAAAAAGAAACAUGUGGUUGGUAUAUACAUGCAUCUAGGUCAAACCCCGAAUCUGAUUGGUUUAUAAGGACCUUAAACCAAACUCAUACAUGCUUACAAACAAGAAAACUCAGAGCUUGUACUGCUUCUUUAAUCUGCAAGAAAAUCAUAGAUCAAGUUGAGGCAGAUCCGAAGAUUCCUUUGAGAGCCAUACAAGAUCACUUUCAAAAGACCUACCAGGUGGGUAUUUCAAUGGAUAAGGUGUUUAGGGCAAAAGAUAUGGCAAGAAAGCAUGUAACUGGGGACUACACAAAACAGUUUGAGUUGUUGAGGGACUAUGCUCUUGAACUUCAAGCUACAAACCCAGACACAACAGUCAAAAUAGAUGUGUGUCCUAAUGGCAACCCUGCAUCCCCAACAAGGCAGUUUAGAAGGAUUUAUGUAUGCUUGGGUCCACUGAAAAAAGGUUUCAAAGCAUGUCUUAGAGACUUAGUAGGUUUGGAUGGUGCCUUCAUGAAAGGCCCAUUCCCUGGUCAGGUUCUUACAGCAGUUGGUCUAGAUUCCAACAAUGGAAUUUAUCCCUUAGCCUAUGCAAUUGUUGAGUCUGAAAACACAGCUAGCUGGAAGUGGUUUUUAGAAAACCUUGGGGAUGACUUGGAGCUUGGGAGCAACUCAAACUAUACUUUCAUAAGUGACAGGCAAAAGGGAUUACAAAUUGCAGUUGAUCAAUUGUUUCCCAAUGCUGAGCAUAGGUAUUGUAUUAGACAUAUUCAUGACAAUAUGAGAAAGAAGUGGGGGCAAACUGAGUACAGGGACCAUUUAUGGAGGUGUGCAUCAGCAACCACCAUUCCUGAGUUUGAACAUUUGAUGAAAGAGUUUAGUGAGUAUGAUAAGGAGGCAUGUCAAUGGUUGAAGCAAAUUCCUCCUGUACAUUGGGCAAGGAGUCAUUUCUCAGGAAGAGCUGUUUCUGAUGUGUUGAUUUCAAACAUGUGUGAAGUGUUUAAUGGGAAGAUAGAGAAAGGCAGGGACAAACCUGUAAUUUCAUGUUUAGAGUUCAUUAGGGAGUAUCUAAUGAAGAGGAUAUGCAAUGUCAUGAAGGCAAUGAAGAAGGCUAAAGGUCCACUAACACCUACAGCAACAGACAUCCUAGAUGCAAGGAAAAAAGUGCUUCACAAUAUAUUGCUAGGUGGAAUGGGGCAAACAAGUAUCAAGUCACUGCAGCAUUGCAAGAUCAACAUGUGGUGGAUGUUAGGAACCAAACCUGUACUUGCAGAAAGUGGGAAUUAA
Molecule: messenger RNA, 3042 nt
Organism: Lactuca saligna
Lineage: Eukaryota; Viridiplantae; Streptophyta; Magnoliopsida; Asterales; Asteraceae
Source: the annotation of a GenBank genome assembly